Messenger RNA from Ornithodoros turicata, 1542 nucleotides. RefSeq lists its product as uncharacterized. Bases 1 to 1542 code for a protein of 513 amino acids. The record is from RefSeq and is a predicted model, not a curated record. NCBI's taxonomy places the organism in Eukaryota, Metazoa, Arthropoda, Arachnida, Ixodida, Argasidae. The transcript is spliced from 3 exons.
AUGUAUAAACACUAUUCUUCUGGACAGCAUUGUGCAGUCUUUGGCUGUAAGAAUAAUCAACGAAAGCGCAAGCUCCUCUUGGAACAAAUGUGCGAAGCGCAUAACGUCAAAAGGAGCAGUUGCAUGUGCGGCGUGUAUUCGCUGCACAGGUUUCCGGCUGCGCCCGAAAGACGCAGGGAAUGGGUAGUUGCACUCAACAGGAAGGGUUUCGAAGCUAGCAAAUACGCACGGGUUUGCUCCAUCCACUUCGUUGAUGGCAAACCUACUGAGCGCAAUCCGUGUCCCAUGCUGCAGCUUGGCAGCUACGCAAAGAAGGUGUCACAGAGCAUCGCGACAGUGGUUGACACCACUACAUCUCCUGCUCCUGCUUCCGGUGAGCAGCAGAGCAUGUGGGCAGACGACAGCUGGGCUACUGAUGUUGAGGCUGUUGCUCUUGACCUCAGCACCUGUGACCACCACGAUCGAGCGAACAGCAGGACAAAUGAAAAGUGUGAUCAGGCUUCCCAGGCAGAGCCUAGUGUAUGCUCUGUUGGAGUUCAGUGGGAGGACCCUUGUGCGAGUGUGUUACAAGAACAUUCGUACGCCACACUACAAGUAACGACAGUGUGUGCUGAGACACAAAGCAUGCAAGAGAAAUCCUUGACUGAAGGCCUCUCAGAAUCAGUGUGCCACUUUUACACUGGCCUUUCUUUGGAUGCAUUUUCCAAGCUAGUGACGACUGUGUCUUUAGCUGCAUGCAUUAGUGGCAGCCUAUCCACUGGGGAUCAAGUGUUACUGACCCUGAUGAGGCUCCGGCUUGGGCUGCUGUACUAUGAUCUGGCUAUAAGGUUUGGCAUAUCUGUCGCCAGAGCUGGAAGAGUCUUUCGUAAGAUACUUCUCAUUCUGGACAACAUCAUGAGAAACGUUGUGGUGUGGCUGCCACUCGAGACAAUUUUCGCAACCACGCCAUUUCAGUUCAGUGCUAGUGGGUAUGCCAACACAACCUGCAUUAUAGAUUGUACUGAAGUCCAGAUGCAGCGACCAAAGAAGAUUUAUGCACGGGGACAAAGUUACAGCCACUACAAGGGCUGUAACACUGUGAAGUGCCUAGUUGCAAUAGCACCAAGUGGAUUUAUCAUGUUUGUCUCGAAUGCCUAUGGCGGACGGGCGUCUGAUAAAUUUAUUGUCGAUGAUUCUCAAUUUUCGGAUUACUUGUAUGAGAACCAAGAGAUUAUGGCGGACAGGGGUUUCGCACUUACUGCCUCGAUGAAAGAGAAGGGGGUCAAACUAAAUAUGCCAGCCUUUUCAAAAGGUAGACACCAGUUUCCUGAAAUGGAAGCUACUGUGUCAAGGAGGAUAUCACAGCUGCGAAUCCAUGUGGAGCGGGCUAUCAACAGGAUCAAAACCUACAGAAUCCUCAAAAGCUCCCUUCCCAUCCACCAUAAGAAGUUGAUGGACAGCAUAAUACUGGUGUGCGCGGGAUUGUGCAACUUGAAAGGACAGCUCAUUGCCCCAAAGAACAGUGACAACAAAGCUUGUGCACAGCAUGAGGAGAGUUGUUAG